Trifolium pratense (red clover) is the source of this 931-nucleotide messenger RNA. RefSeq names its product chaperonin-like RBCX protein 1, chloroplastic. Gene Ontology annotation, biological process: ribulose bisphosphate carboxylase complex assembly. The transcript has 6 exons. Lineage: Eukaryota; Viridiplantae; Streptophyta; Magnoliopsida; Fabales; Fabaceae. Gene Ontology annotation, molecular function: protein folding chaperone. Bases 94 to 597 code for a protein of 167 amino acids. The record is from RefSeq and is a predicted model, not a curated record.
GACCAUAAUUUGUAUUUUCAUCAAUUUGUUCCUCCAUAAAAUUAAAAGUCUUUCUUCAAUUCACUACACAAAUACUGUUUGUGUUAAUUAACAAUGGAAUCCUCUUCAGCUCUAACACUUUCUCAGCUUCCUUAUGUCUACUCUGCAAUACCAAGCACCAACAAAAACUAUCAUUUUUGGCCAGCUAGGAAACAAAGGAACUCUCAAUUAUCUACAAGGUUACAAUGCAACAAGAUGUUUGUACCUGGAUUUGGAGAAGCAUCACCUGAAGCAAAGGCUGCCAUAAACCUCCAUAAUUUCUUCACCUACACUGCAGUUAAAAUUGUUGCUGCUCAACUUGAGAGCUAUAAUCCUGAAGCAUACAUUGAACUAAUGGAAUUCGUGGGUAAACACCCAUUGGAUGAUGGUGAUAAGUUUUGUGCCAGUAUGUUUAGAGAAUCAUCAAGACAUAAGAACUUAGCCCUACGUAUAAUGGAGGUGAGAUCAGCAUACUGCCAAAAGGAUUUUGAAUGGGACAACUUGAAGACUCUAGCAGUUAAGGUUUAUAAUUUAGUAGCUUUCUAUGUAUGGUCACUGACUCUAACACGCGGCUUAUGAGGGAAUAUGUCUCGGAAACCAGUCGUGCUGAAAACGAGAAUUGAGUGACUAGUCCAGCAGCAGAGCAAGCCCCAUUCAUUCCCUGGGAUCGAAGAGAAGCUUGGGCAACGUAUUAAUAUGUAUGGAAAUUGGAAAGGAAGAAACUCAUUUGCAAGGUUCUUGAUGAAUUGCAUACUCCAGCGUUAGCAUGGUUAUGAUUAAAAAAUCAAGUUAGACCAUAAUGGUUAUAUGAAGGAAGAAAAAAAUGAAUUUUAUGAUUCAAGUUUCUUUGAGAAUUUUUCUAAAGCUAUUUUUUAGUUUGAUUAAAUUAAUAUAACAGUUUACACAAAAAAAA